AUGGAAAUGGAGAAGAAGAAGGUGAAAUUAGUAUUAAGGAUGCUGCUGUUACUGCUGCUUGUUCUUGUUGGUAUUGUGAAGGCUAAUGAAGAAGCAGCAAAUAACAUAUAUUCAGAAACAUCAACACCAAAUCCUCCAAACUCCUAUUGGGAAGAAGUUCGAAAGGUGGUGAAUAAAGCCUACACCUAUCUGUUUCCUCCAAAAAUAGAUUUCCGACCAGGAAAGGCUGUAGAAGAUGAUUCUGGAGUGAGUGUGAAGAAUGGGAAUGUUAAUGUGAAGGAAGCUGUUACAAAGAGCUUCGAAAAGACGAAAGAAAUGGUGGAGGAUUCCGCUAAAGCUGCCGCCCAAACGCUUCAAAAACCACCACCCCAUUCCGAACUCUAG
Cucumis sativus (cucumber) is the source of this 384-nucleotide messenger RNA. RefSeq lists its product as uncharacterized. Lineage: Eukaryota; Viridiplantae; Streptophyta; Magnoliopsida; Cucurbitales; Cucurbitaceae. Bases 1 to 384 code for a protein of 127 amino acids. The transcript has 2 exons. The record is from RefSeq and is a predicted model, not a curated record.